UGGUUAAUGCAUUAAAGUGUCUGUUUUUUACAUCAAGUCAUCAGUGGUCGAGAAACCAAGCAGGCCUCGAGUAACACGUGUUCAACAUAUGUACCCAAUCAGCGCUACCCACGAAGAAGGUACCAUAUUUAAAAUUUGUUGCACGGUAAACAACAUAAUACCCAAGAACGCAAACAACGUCACUGAACCAUAAAAGUUGCUACAUAAAUUUCUCAAAGAACUCACAGAAGGGUUAUCCAAUAUGAUUAUUCUCAGAAGAAGACAGAAGGGAAAAGGAAAGCUGAUAACUUUGUAAAAAUGGAGACACCAAAUCUUGCAGAUAUUACUGUCUUAAAACAAAGAAUACUUCGACAUAAGGAUAAGGCACAUGCUAAUACGAAUACUACAUCAACAUAUGUGACACGGUCAGGGAAAAUAUCACAACCAACGAAAAAGGAUCAGGCCUUACCGUUUUCUGAAAAUUAUACCCAUGCGACAUAUACUCACCAAGCCAUAUUUUUAAGCUCGUUUUUAAACUCUGUUUUAAAUCUUAUUUCUGGUUAUGCCAAUUUAACUUACCGAUCAAUUCAAGAUAAUGGUCGUGAACAAAUUGAAAUUACUAGAUGCAGACCAGAUAUAAAUGCUUCAGAUGGGACCCCAAUAAGCGCAGCCCGUGUAUUUGUGAAGGACGAUGGAUUAUGUCAAUUUUCUUUGAUUACUGGUUUUGUUGAAGAAUUACACAUAGACAUCUCUGACGAGUCUGCUUCAUCAGUAACACUAUUUUUAGAAAAAUUAAGUGAUAAUUACGUUUUCUGUUAUGGCUUACCAAAAACCCUACCUGAAGUAAAAUGUUACAAUCAGCCUUUUCAAUUUUCACAAGAUUACCCAUAUCCUCAUGUAAGAUCGAAACACUGCUUUUUGUGGUACAAAUAUACAAAAGGUAUCAGUAUUAGAGAACGACAAGGGCGUGAGAAUCCCAGGUGCUCAGCAUGUAAAAAAUAUCGAUGCAUUAUUGCAAGAAGUUGCCGUUUAAAACAGGAAAAACAAAAGACAGGAAAACUAGAUGGAAGUAAAAAGGAUAGGCAGGAUACAUCUGUAAAAAACAAUACACAUAGAUGUGUUAAUAUAAAUACUGCUUCUGACCCUACUGUUAAAAGGUGCAGAAGAAAAAAUAUAAGCAAAGCUAUUGCUCCGAAACAAAAGCGUAGCACAUCCCAAGCAGUAAAUGUUUACGUUAUUACGGAAAAAGAAUUAGACAACACUGAUGCAGAGACUGCAAAUGUUAAUCCAUAUAACUAUGAGUUUAGUGAAAAUACACAAGAAUGUAAAGAAGCUGCUCUAUUGGCUUUGAGUACCACUGUGUCUGCAUUAUAUGAUAAAAGUGAUGAUGUCAUUGAACUAACUGGUGGCAACUUCAACCAUCUUGUUAUCAACAGUGAUGAAGUGUGGCUAGUAGAAUUUUAUGCUCCUUGGUGUGGACAUUGUAAAAGUUUGGCACCAGAAUGGAAGAAAGCUGCAACAGCGUUAAAGGGUGUUGUGAAAGUAGGAGCUGUUGAUAUGGAUGUGCACGGAUCUGUAGGUGGACCCUACAAUGUUCGUGGCUUUCCAACUAUUAAAAUCUUUGGUGCCAAUAAACAAUCUCCCAAAGAUUAUAAUGCUGCUCGUUCUGCACAAGCAAUCGUGGAUGAAGCCCUAAGAACUGUCCAAUCAGUCGUCAAAGAUCGUCUUAGUGGCAGAGGUGGCUCUAGAUCUGGUGGAAGUGGUGGAAGCGGAAGUGGCAAUUCUGAUGAUGUUGUUCAACUGACUGAUUCUAACUUUGAAAAAGAAGUUCUCAACACAAAAGAUAUGGUUUUGGUUGAAUUUUAUGCACCAUGGUGCGGACAUUGUCAACGACUUGCUCCAGAAUGGGCUAAAGCUGCUACUGAAUUAAAGGGAAAAGUUAAGGUGGCAGCUCUUGAUGCUACGGCUCACACAGUGACUGGUAGUAGAUUUCAAAUACAGGGAUACCCAACACUGAAAUUCUUUCCAGCUGGCGCCAAGGAUUACUCGUCCGCUGAAGAAUAUGACGGUGGCCGAACUGCUAGCGAUAUUGUGGCGUGGGCGUUGGACCGCCACGCUGCUUCAAUUGAUCCGCCAGAGAUUAUGGAAUUAACAUCAAGUAAAGUACUUAAUGAGAAUUGCAACGAGAAGCCUCUUUGUGUGGUAUCGUUUUUACCUGAUAUCCUUGAUACUGGUGCCUCUGGUAGAAAUAACUACUUAAAUAUUUUGAAAGAACUUGGCGAGAAAUACAAGCGCAAACUGUGGGGUUGGGUAUGGACUGCACCUGGGCUUCAUCCCAGCUUAGAAUCUGCUCUUGGUGUUGGAGGCUUUGGAUAUCCAGCCAUGGCUGUUGUCAACGUCAGAAAGAAGGUAUACGUCAUUCUACGUGGAUCUUUCGGACGUGACGGUAUCGACGAGUUGUUGAAGUCAAUUGCAGUUGGACGUGGAAGAACGGAAAAGUUAACAAAGGAUUUACCAACACUGUCUGAUGUGCCAGCUUGGGAUGGUAAAGAUGGUGAGAUGCCGGCCGAAGAGGACAUUGAUUUAAGCGAUGUCGAUCUUGACGACUUAGACGAGAAGAAAGUCGAGCUGUAAAAACGUCGCUAUAGGGAUUAUUCUAGUACCGCACUUUUAGUUUUACAAUUUUUAAGAAAUAAAGAUGGUGAGAACGUUUGUUUAACAAAUAAUUUGUAUUGUGAAUCUCCUUUACUUUUUCUAACGAAUACAAAACUCUAAUAUA
This is a messenger RNA of Hydractinia symbiolongicarpus, 2758 nucleotides long. RefSeq names its product protein disulfide-isomerase A6 homolog. Lineage: Eukaryota; Metazoa; Cnidaria; Hydrozoa; Anthoathecata; Hydractiniidae. Gene Ontology annotation, biological process: response to endoplasmic reticulum stress. Bases 298 to 2613 code for a protein of 771 amino acids. Gene Ontology annotation, molecular function: protein disulfide isomerase activity; protein-disulfide reductase activity. The transcript has 9 exons. Gene Ontology annotation, cellular component: endoplasmic reticulum lumen. The record is from RefSeq and is a predicted model, not a curated record.